Malassezia sympodialis ATCC 42132 is the source of this 2793-nucleotide messenger RNA. RefSeq lists its product as uncharacterized. The record is from RefSeq and is a predicted model, not a curated record. NCBI's taxonomy places the organism in Eukaryota, Fungi, Basidiomycota, Malasseziomycetes, Malasseziales, Malasseziaceae. The transcript is spliced from 2 exons. Gene Ontology annotation, molecular function: phosphatidate phosphatase activity. Gene Ontology annotation, biological process: fatty acid catabolic process; triglyceride biosynthetic process. Bases 1 to 2793 code for a protein of 930 amino acids. Gene Ontology annotation, cellular component: nucleus.
AUGCAGUAUGUGGGGAAGCUCGUGUCCUCCGUGUACAAUACUAUUACGCCCAAUAUCAAUCCAUCGACCCUCACAGGAGCGAUCGAUGUGAUUGUGGUGGAGCGGGAAGUCGAGGUGGACGAGACGACCACCUUGCAGGACGGGUCGCAGACCACAACGAAGCGGCGCACAACGGAGCUCUCGUCGUCUCCGUUCCAUGUGCGCUUUGGCAAAAUGAGCGUACUGCGUCCUGCUGAACGCAAAGUGACGUUGCAUCUGAAUGACUCGCCUGACCCGCUGCCAUUCGCGAUGAAGGUGGGGGAGAAUGGGGAGGCCUUUUUCGUGAUGAAGUUGGAGAGCGCCCGGUCAGAUGUGCCGGACGACUUGGUGACGAGUCCCAUGGUGCAUGCGUCUACGCCUGAGAAGCCAGGGGAUCCGGAGCCCUUGGACCUCGGUGUUGCCGAGGCUUCGACGCCAGGCUCAGCGUCGCCGCCGGCCGACGAGGCUGAUAAGAGUGUCGAUAUAUCGGUGCCCAACGUCGGCGAUCCCUCUGGUCUCGACCUCGAUAUGGAGGGCUAUAAAGUGUCCGACCUCAAGCGGGAACUAGCGCUCAAGCAGGGCCGGCGCUUUGCGGAUGAGAUGCCCUUAGGCCACCGGCACGGCGGGCACAACCUGCUUUCAAUCAGCGACCGUCUUGACCAGCCGCAGCUUCGCUGGCAGCAAGAGUUUCUCGCACGCUUUCAGCCUCAGCGGCGCCCAGUGUCCACAUUACGUCGGCCAUCGAGUGAUUUGUCGCUGCGCGACUCGAUAACGCGUCAUGAGCGGACACGCAUUCCCGUGUCGGUAAGCGACACGGCCCUACCCUUUAUGGCUGAGACAGAGGCUUACGAGCAUGAACCAGUCGCGUCAGACGCCAUGGAGGCACCGACCGAGGACGACGGCGAAAUUGGCACGUUGACGUGCGCGGAAGCGGACCCCUAUCUCUUCCAGUUGCAGAUCGAUGACAGCACAGUAUACACGUUUGAGCUGAGCCUUUGCCCCCCGAGCGACAUGGACUGUGAGCGCAUGUUUGACGAGGGUCGUGUCUCCUUCCAGCGCUUCCUCGAGGAUAGUUCCAUGGUGGUCGAUGCGCGCCUGUGUCUGCGCCACAAGGAUACCUACCACUGGCGCGCGUCGGAGCCUGAUAUGUUCACGACGCUCAUGCUGUAUCGUGAAGCACUUCUCCGCUCGACCGACGAAAAGCCCAAGGCAAUAGCCAAGGCAAGCGUGUGGCGCCGUUUAUGGGGCAAGGACGCCGCGGCACCACCGACGAGUGCACCUGAGCCGGUGCUGCCCGAGACGUCAGCAGAGCCGGUGUCAUCGUCCGCGCCUGCGACGCCGGCCUCUAGCGGGAGCUCAAGCUCGAAUGAGGCGCCCCUGCACGAGACGUACGUCAAGACGCUCCGCUUAUCGUCCGACCAGCUAAAGCAGCUCGGGCUCCGCAAGGGUACCAACACGAUUACUUUUUCCGUGACAUCAUCGUACUCGGGCGUCGCUACGUGCCGUGCGCGCAUCUUUUUAUGGGACUGUGAGAAGCCAGUGGUCGUGUCAGACAUUGACGGCACUAUCACCAAGUCAGAUGCGCUAGGGCACGUCUUUACGCUCAUGGGGCGCGACUGGACACACUUGGGUGUUGCAAAGCUCUACCACGAUAUUGCACAGAAUGGCUACCGACUAAUGUACCUGACGUCACGGGCAAUUGGACAGGCGGAUAUCACGCGCGACUACCUGCACAACAUCAACCAGAACAACUACCAGCUGCCAGACGGGCCGGUGAUUAUGAGCCCAGAUCGACUGAUGGCGUCUUUGCAUCGUGAGGUCAUUCUGCGCAAGCCGGAGGUGUUCAAGAUGGCGUGUUUGCGCGAUCUUGCGCGGCUGUUUGGCGUGGACCCUGCCCAUCCUGAUGAGGAUCGCUCGACGCCAUUUUAUGCGGGCUUCGGAAACCGCAUCACAGAUGCGCUGAGCUACCGCAGCGUCAACAUCCCGAGCUCGCGCAUCUUCACGAUCGACUCGAACGGCCAAGUCAAGAUGGAGCUACUCGAGCUCGCUGGGUACAACACGUCGUACCCCAACAUGACCGACCUCGUCGACCAAAUGUUCCCGCCCACCGCGACCAAGAAGCGGAACGAGAAGAGCGCCGCGUUUUCCGACUUUAACUAUUGGCGUGAUGAUGUGCCAACGGAUGUGGAACUGCCGCCCAUCGAAGAGCUUGUGCCGCCCGUCCAGCCAACGUCGCCCUCGCUGCGCGGCCUGCGCAGUCCCAAGCAGUCGGCGGCGGCGAGCGCGCCGGUCCGCAGCCAGACAGAAGGGCCACCUGCUGCGGACGAUAUGCCUAAGCCGAGUCGCCUGCGCCGCCUGCUCGGCCUGCGCCGCAAAGACAAGCGUGAGGCGCCGUCAGGCACACAAAGCCCCGACAUGCAGGCGCGCUCCUUCGACCUGUCUGAAGGCUCAAUGAGCCCCCCGAGCCUGAGUCUUUCGCCCUCGAGUCCACGUUGGGACAGGCAAAUUUUGACGUACGACGAUCCCGACGAGAUGCAGGACGCCGGGGAACUCGACGACGAACAGUUCGAGCGUGAAGCACUUGAACCGGACGCGCGUCGCCGCCGGGAGCGCCGCUACCGCCUCUUAUACGGCUCGUCGUCACUGAGCCUCGAUGACGGUGAACGUCGCGCACGGACUGUGCCGCAUGACGGCGGCCAAGCGCCUGCGUCAGAGUCCGAGCACGACGAUCCCUUACUCGAGUCGGGCGAUAUUCAGUUCGAGUGGCAGGGCUAA